Molecule: messenger RNA, 1074 nt
Organism: Paramacrobiotus metropolitanus
Lineage: Eukaryota; Metazoa; Tardigrada; Eutardigrada; Parachela; Macrobiotidae
Exons: 6
Coding region: 268-924 (218 amino acids)
Source: RefSeq, a predicted model, not a curated record
GGCGCCACAGUGGGUGCUAUGGAGUGUUCUAUAUACUGUACUGUAGCUGUACCAUACUCUGUAGUGCUGACACCGGUGUAACGUUGUACUCAUACAUACUUACUUCCGCCCCACCGCCGUGUGCAAAGACUGCUUUACUUAUUAAAACAAUUCUUGGAUUCCACCUGGCACUGUAUCUUCGAUACUUUUAUUUCAACGCCGAGAGUGUACCUUACAACUGUCAGGCGAAACGCAAGAUUCGAGGCUCUGGCAGCGUUGGUCCACUCAAUGGCUCAAAACACGAUGAAUGUCGGUCAGUUGGUGGGCACGGACUUCGGCGACAAGGUGACCAAGUAUGCCGCAGCGAUGGGAGCCACCCCGGAGGAGGUGUACGGGGUAUGGAUGGGUGUAGCACAGCCAUUUCUCUGCGAUUCCACGGUACAGGCUGGUGAUCACGUGGUGAAAAACGAUUUGAAUAUUGUCGUAGCCGACACCAGCGGUAAUGCCGGCAAAUGUGCCCGUCGCUUGCAGGAGAUUCGCAAUCAGCUCCUGGAUCCACAAGAGGCUAAGCGACUGACAGAGCAGGAUAUCCAACGAGUAGUGUGCGAUCCCGUAACCGGAAAGCAGACUGCCAAUCUGGACGAGACCACUUCCAAUGGGUUAUUCGUUAUGAAACCGGAAGCCGUGGUGGACGUGCUGCAGAAUAAGGCGCUGGAGGGCAAAUAUCUGGUCAUCGGCCACACGGCGGACUCGUCCGCCGCUCAAGUGUUACCGGCCAAAUCCAAGGGACAGCAGAAGAAGGAUGCUAAAGUCAUCAAGGAAAUCGAGGGUAGGUUUGCUAGGACGUUCCGUGGAUUAAUGGACGUACGACGACGACAGACGCAGUUCCGAUUGUCGCCCGACGGUGAGAAGGCGCUCAAGGAGAUUUGUUCAAAGAAGAAGUGAUUUAUUUUUAAUGUUCGCUUCCGUUACGAUGUCGCAUGCCAGCAAGCAGCUUCCUGUCGUUAUAAAUGUUUUGCAAAUAUGAGACGUAAUAAGAGUGUCUAAUACCCAUAAGUAACGCAUUAUGGAAUAUUAAAGUGAACGCUGCGGAGA